Molecule: messenger RNA, 5137 nt
Organism: Panicum virgatum (switchgrass)
Lineage: Eukaryota; Viridiplantae; Streptophyta; Magnoliopsida; Poales; Poaceae
Exons: 5
Coding region: 383-4630 (1415 amino acids)
Source: RefSeq, a predicted model, not a curated record
AAAAUAUAGUCUUGGUCUUCUCCUCCCAACCGCAGGCGGCGAAGUAGCACAAGGAAAGGCUCCAAUAAAAAAAUCGCCACCGGCGGCGACGGCGAGGCGGCUGCGGCGGCAGGCGGAGACAGCAGCGGGGGCCGCGGCAAGGAGGAGGCGCCGCCGAUCGAUCUGCCCGGCCCGGCGCGGCCAGGGGUCAAAAGCGGAAAAGAGGAGCCGCGGGAAUUUCUUCGCACCGGGGCGCACGCAAGGAAUCCAGCGAGGACGGGAAGCCAUGGGCCGGAAGGGUUCGGAUUCUUCCAGCUGAGCCCUGGGAACUCACGCGCAGGAGCGGGGGCAGGAGAGGGACAGAGGCGGACAGGCUGACGCGGACGCGGCGGCGCUGGGUUUGAUGAGGAAAGCUGGAGCCAAAGAGGGAUCAAUUGGAUCCAAGGGUGCAGUUGAUGUGAAUAGUUCACCUGUUUCCACAACAAUAACAGGAAGACCAUCUAUGAUCAAAGUUUGCACUUGCAGUGGAGGGUCAUCAUCAUCAUCUUCAUCACUUCGCAGUCUUAAGAACACAAAUAUUUCAAUGACCUGCAAAGGCUGUACUGGUGAAUCAACAACAGGCAGAGGUGGGCCAUCAUGUAGCAGCAAGUUUAACAGUACGGGCUUGGAGCUCCCAAGACCUAUAGAUCCUGAGGUGAGAUGGAAGACUGUAAACAGAAGACAGAGAGCUGCAAGGAAAGCAAGGACCUUUUUUGGGGAAGACAGAAGGAACAGUGGAAUUGGAUCUUUCUAUUUAUUUGGCAGUGCGACGAAUCAAGAGAUGACACAAGAAGAUGCACCAGUCUCUGAAUCUGAGAAGCUUGGCGUAUCCAUUCUCGGUAGACGCUUUAGUGAUCCUGUGGAAAAUGUUCCUAUAAAGAAGAGAAGGUUUCUUAUGGAUUGUUCUCCAUCGCCUCCACCCACUCCAUUGCUAGUGGAUUCAUGUGAAAAAAUAUUGGGCAGCUCUUCUAGCGGUAUCAAAUCAUAUGAGAAGCAUCUUAAGAUUAAGAUGCUAUCAACUGAAUGCAUGGAGGAGAGAAAAGGUCCUUUUGGUGCGGAUGAUUUUUCUGGUAUAUCAAUACUAGCCACCGCAGCUUGUGAGAGUGAGAUGGAUGGUGACAUACUAAAUGGAGCAUGCUCAAAGUUAGCUGAUCCUCUACAAGAAAGAAAGCUGGAAAAUACUAGGGGUAGCACUGAAUUGAGUCUACUGCAUGAAAUGAAGGAGGAUAAGUUAAAAAUUCCUGGCGCUUCACAUUGCAUACAUGAUAGGCCUAUUGGCUCAUCUAAUUCUGCUCCAGAUAUGAAUCCCUUACUUGCUACCACACUAUUUAACUCAGAAAAUCUUGUUGAAUCUGCAUCGCCUCUCAAGGUUAAUUAUUCAUCCCAUUCUGCACUGAACGGUGCAAACCAAAUAGAGAUUGCUUCUGAUGCCAAGUCUUCAAGUGUCACAAUGGCAGAUAGCUCAGGUAAUCCAGAAAAAACCAUGGGUUGCUCACAAGAUGCAGAUACGCAAACCAACCAUGCCAAUGCCACUCGCGAUUCUAGGCUGCACUGGGAUCUUAAUGUUCCCAUGGAGGCAUGGGACACCGAUUGUGGUGGUGAUAAUGAUCCUACAGUUGCUGCUGUAAGUGAUCAUAAUGAUGCUGGAAAUGACAUAAACAAAUCACAGCCAUCUCAUGAUCAUUUUUACUCGACAGAUGCUGGCGAUGCAUCAAAUAGCCCUAUUGACAAAAUUCAAAUGGCUGAUGUAUCAAAUGUGUGUGUGACAAAGGAUGAAGGGGGUUCUCCUGCUGACAGUCCAUCCCACCUUUUGCUCCAUCAGCCUUCCCAAAACUUUCAGCUAUUGGAAUCUGAAUCUGUAGGGAACGAUGCCCUUGCCAAAACAAUGGAUUUGCCUGACCAGCAGCAGAACAGAUUUGCUACCGUUAUGGAAUCACACAUAGGAUCAAAUCCAGAACCAGCUCUUACCAUGGAGCAUUUUCCUUCUCCACGCUUGGAGAAAAUUGAUGGUUCACACCCCCCAUCUGUUGAUUGUGAAGGUUUGUCUCAUAUGUCUUCUGUGAAUGGCCAUAUAGGAUGUAACUCACUCCAAACAAUUGAAUUGGGCUCCACAGUGAAACCUUUGGCAAGCAGAUUAGUUUCUGAGGAAAGCACAAACCUUCCAACACUAACCCCUUUCCAUAAAAAAGUUACUGAUUUUGGCUGGAGUGACAAUAAACUUGAAGAAGCUUCUGAACAAAGCAUAUCUGAAUCUAAGAACCAGGAGCUUUUGGAUGUUGAUUCAGGAACUAGUAAAAUGGACCAGUCAGUCAGUAAGAACAGUGGACAUGACACUGGUGUAUUUUAUGUUAACAAGAGCCCUGCAGAUGCAGAAAACCUCACCCAUCCAGAGGACAACCCAGGGUCUUCUGACUGUGAUAUGGCUCAUGUACAUGAGGAAGAUGGUGCUGAUGCAAUGAUUAAUUCAAAAGACUGUUUAAUUACUUGUGCCAACAGUAGCAGUGCCGAAACAUAUUACAUUUCAGGUACGGCUCCUCAGGUUCCUCUUGCAAGUUCAGAAUUCCCCAGACCAGGAGUUACUGAUGCCAAUAGUAUUGUAGAUUCACGAGAAAAUGAGCAUGGGAAGGUUGCAUCAAAUACUUAUUCUGAGCACUGCUACGAAACUGACACAUCUCAUAUUAGCGAAAAUCUUGCUGGGGUUGGAAAAGUUGAUGUUGAGGAGGAUGAUUCUCAGUAUGAGGAUGGAGAACUUAGAGAAUCUGGUGAUCGUUAUUGGGUGGGUGAUGGAUAUGAAGAAGUUAAGCCUGCCAACUGGGAUUACCAGGUAUCAGAUUACAAGAAUGGAGCAGCCAUUCCCCACCUUGCCCCUCUCCCUGUUGACUCUCUUUCAAAGAAUGUGGGUAUUCGUGUUGGUAGUUACAAUCAAACACAGAGAAAGGAAGAUGUGCCUAUUUCAUCUGUCUCGUCUAAGCGUUCAUGGUUAACAAACUGUUUAGAUGGUGGACCUCUUGCUGAUGGAAAGGCUCAAAGUAUUCAUUCGAGAGGUGAUACUCAGAUAUAUGGGAUAAACCCAGGCCGUGUACCAGUUGGAUCUGCUGCAAUAGCCAGCCAGUUUGAAAGGUGCAGUGAUGGCCUUGGUGAUGAUCUGUCAAGUAUCAGAAUGAAGAACACAGGUUGGGAUAUGUUGCCUGAAGAUCAAAAGCACUCUCGAUGUGAUCCAAAAGAUGGGGCUGAUUCGUCUAACCAUUGUGGUUUGAACUCGUCAGAUACAGCUGGAGAUGACAAGUCGUUGCAAAAAAUGGGUCUAUCAAAUAAAGAUGUGCAACGAGUGGAGUGGCAAAAGUCAUUUGACAGACCCCAGAGAAAUGAGCUGAUCAGAUCUGAUGAUGGUCAUGGCUCAGGCUCAAAAGCUGAAAGGACAAUUGACUCUCAUAGAUCACAUGGCACCUAUGAUGCAUCACGACAUGUUCAAACAGGCAACCAGGGGCAAUGGAUGGAAAAUUCAAAACAUCCUCGUUCUGCUCGGCGUAAAUCACCUGAAUGUUUUAAUUAUGGUCCAUCUGGUCCAAGGAAUGCUGCAGAAGCUGCUGUCGCAAAGAUGGAGAGCAACGGCUUUGUUGUUGCACCUGAUGGCACCUUAGUAAGGGCUGCUGAUGCUGCAAAUGCUGGUCAGAUGCCGAGAAGGAUGAGAAAUACUUCAAGUAGCUCAUACCGCCCUUUAUCUGGACGAGGUUCCCCAAUUGGCAGGGAUGGAACUUGCGGGAUGUCCAGAGGUCCUGUACAUUCAAGGGAUGCAUCUCCGGAGCGGCACUUUGGUGCUAAUAGUAAUCGCUCUGGUCGAUAUGGUCCAGAGAUGGAGAAAGAUUAUACUGAUGGAAAUUUGAGCUCAGUCCGUUGCUCACUGCCGAACAGACAACGAGGCAUCCCUGCUGGUAGGGCCUCCCUUAACCUUUCGCGUGCUCAUAGCAGAUCUCCUUCGGGGUCAAGGUCUCGAUCCCCACAUGACUGGGCAUUACCUAGGAACAGAAGGAAGAUUAUGGCAAAUGGAGGUUCAAAUUUAAGGAGGAAUAGUAGAUCUCCACCUAAUCACAUGGCUAAAGUUAGAAUGGGUAGAAUGACUUCACCUAAGCGACAACCUGGAUAUGAUGAUAGAUCUUUGCGUUACAGUCCUCCAUCAAGAAACCACACUUACUCCCAACAUGCUUCUACAUGGGUUGAUGGAAGGAAUGGCUCGACAGUAGAUCUUUCUGAUCAUAAUAAAAGAUAUUCAAGGAGAAGUCCUCCCCCAAGAAUUACCUCAUGGAAUGACAGAUUUGAUGUAAUGGACUCCCAAGGACGAUCAAGGUCUGGAGAGUUCUAUCGUUCAGCAAAUGGAAGACUUCCUUAUGGCUACGAUAGGGCAAAUAAGCAUGAUGGGAAUGGCGAUGAUCAAAGGGAGUAUGCUGAUAGAUAUGGAAAUCAUUCUGUCAAACCAUAUGACCGUAAUGGUGCUGUAAAGCAAUUCAGAAAUAAUACUGGAGAUAAAUUUCGGACUCGUAUUUCUGCUCCCAGAUCACCAGAAUCCCAAAGAAGGGCAAGUCCUCGGAGAUUUGACAGGAGCUUUGAGAGGUAGCUGACUAGCUGUCUGUGAAUUGGCCUGGUAGAACUAGAAAGGAUAAUAAAGAUCCAUCUGGAUAUGUUUGAAGUGGAAAAUGCUGCAAAUCCUUGAUGGAAUUCAAUUUUAGCGAUUUGAUAGAGGGCUCUCCUUUGAAGGAACUGCCUUUUCUGCUUCUGCUGCAUGUGUUCAAAGCACAGAAAUGCUGGAAUGAUGCACUUCUUUGGAGGGAAUGCAGAUUAACUUCACAAUUUUCCUGUUUCUGUUUGUAAAUAUUUAUAUUGGAAAGUAGAAUCACAAUUACUGCUUUCAGCUUUAUAGCUGUUUUUUUUUGUUCUCUCCUUUAUUUCAUUCUCUUUUUGGUGGGCAUUAUCCCUGUAUGAGUUCCAUUUAAACAUGAUCAAUCAAUUAAUUUUGAGCCCUAACACUUUUGUAUUUCUUCCAGUUUCUUUUCAUAUGGCAUUUUGUAUUAUCUGAUUGCCAGUGAGCACUUUGUUUUGUGCUGUUCAAUGUAUAUUCAAUUCA